Molecule: messenger RNA, 1040 nt
Organism: Glycine soja
Lineage: Eukaryota; Viridiplantae; Streptophyta; Magnoliopsida; Fabales; Fabaceae
Product: CASP-like protein 5B2
Exons: 3
Coding region: 306-773 (155 amino acids)
Cellular component (GO): membrane
Source: RefSeq, a predicted model, not a curated record
GUAACAGUAACAGUAAGCAAGCAUUAACCCAUCUUCAUCCUAGUUUCUAGCACAAACUUUACCCAACGAUUCCAUUCACCACUGCCACUACUGCUCAAAAGUGAUCUUCCGCAAAAACUCCAUCCUUUUCAAUUCCCAUUCUCUCUCUCUCUCUCAAACCUGCUCUCACACAUCAAAUCCAACCACCCACCCAUGUGAAGAGGGUGAGGAGCAGAAGAAAAACCCUUCUAAUGGAAAAACUCUGAAAUUAGGGUUUGGUUUCCCCAAAGGGAGAGAAGAAGAAAAAAGAAGGAAGGAGGGAGGGGAUGAUGAAGCGGCUGUUGGGUGGGCCCGGGACGAUUAGCGGGUUCCUGUUGAGGUUUGGGCAAUGCGCAUUUGGUGCCGCUUCGAUUGCUAUUAUGGUCACUUCCUUUGGCUUCUCUAGCUACACCGCUUUCUGCUAUUUAAUUGCAUCAAUGGGACUUCAAGUGCUCUGGAGCUUUGGACUUGCAUGUCUUGAUAUUUAUGCUUUGAGGAGAAAGAGAGACCUACAAAAUCCUAUUCUUGUCAGCCUGUUUGUUGUGGGUGAUUGGGUAACAGCGACUUUAUCACUUGCCGCUGCAUGCUCAUCAGCAGGAAUUGUAGUAUUAUACACAAGAGACCUGACUGCAUGCGCGACUAGUAAGCAUCUCACAUGCAACAGAUACCAGAUUUCUGUGGCCAUGGCUUUUGUCACCUGGGUUCUCACAGCAAUGUCAUCGCAUGUGAUGUUCUGGAUCUUGGCCUCAGUCUAGCUUGACUUAUUUCCUUUGCUAGACAUAUGACCACCAUAGAUAUCACAGUAUCUUUGAUAGCUCUUGUAAAUUUUGUUGUAUCAAUACUUGUCAUGGCAUGUGGGCAAAAUUUUCUCUCUUGUCCCUUCUCAAAACUUUGAUUGAUUUUUCAUUUUUCAAUCUUGCCACGCCUUUCUCAGUCUAGAUAUAGAUUCUGGUUUAAUGUAAGCCUUGGACAUGAUUCUGUAAACUUCCUUAUUGUAGCCAAGAAUCAAGAUGUUCUCUUUG